GAUUGAUUCAGUUGGUUGUUUUUGAAGUUGACAUCGCUAGAGGGAGACAUUUUAUUAAUCCUGAUCUCAGCACAGAGUCGUCUGCACAAAGCUGUCUAUUAUGUAGUCUAGCCUUCAUCAGCCCGUUUGCUGUAUAUUGUCGCUUAAGACGCAAGAGGACCUACUGCGUCAUGUUGAGAAAGGAGAAGAAUGGAGCCGGGACGUCCCAACUUAAACCAGACGAUCCUCUGAUAAAAUUGGGGGUCCAGGACGAUGACGAUGUGAAGACAAUGCUGCAGGGCUCCUCUAUGACGAAGGUGCGUUCUCCACGCUGGAAGAGGAAGCGCAUGCUAAAGCUGUUAAAUGAUGGAGUCACCGUUUGGUGUGAAUCCAACAAGGCCACCAACAAAGCCAAAACUCAACAGUCCUUCUCUGUGAUGGAAGUGGAGUGCGUGUGGGAGGGCUGUAAGUCUGAGACGUUGAGAAACCUGGCCACCUCACUCCCAGAAGAUCAGUGUCUCACCAUUUUGUUCAAAGGAGGGAGGAAGAGCUUGGAUCUCCAGUGUGACACAAAAGAGGAAGCCCAGCACUGGGUCAGUGGCAUUCGAACCCUCCAGGGCAGAGUCAACAACAUGACCCAGAAAGAGAAACUCGACAAUUGGAUCUAUGGCUACCUGAAACAAGCUGAUAUGAACAAAGAUGGCAAGAUGUCAUACAAGGAGGUCCAGAUCCUUUUCAAGAUGAUCAACAUAGACCUGAAUGACGAAUAUGCUGCCAACCUCUUUAAGAAGUGUGAUAAAUCAGGAGACGGACGGCUUGAACAUGAGGAAAUUGAGUUGUUUUGCCGUGAGUUGCUACGUCGGCCUGAGCUGGAUGCAGUGUUUCAGCAGUACUCUGCUAAUGGUUGUGUCCUCUCCACCGUGGAUUUGCGAGAAUUCCUGAAAGACCAGGGCGAGGACCACACACUUGUGCAUGCUCAGAGCCUUAUUCUCAACUAUGAGCUCAAUGAAUGGGCCCAGAAGAACCAGUUUAUGACACCCAAUGGUUUCACCAUGUACAUGCUGUCUAAGGAGAAUGAUGUGUAUAACCCAGAGCACGGCAGAGUCUACCAGGACAUGAGCCGCCCACUCAGUCACUACUUUAUCUCCUCCUCACACAACACCUACCUCACUAAAGACCAACUCAUCAGCGAGAGCAGUGUUCAAGCUUAUAUCAGAGCUCUAAGACAAGGCUGCCGCUGUGUGGAGCUUGACUGCUGGGAUGGGGAAAAGGAGCCAGUUAUUUACCAUGGGCACACCCUCACAUCCAAAGUGCCAUUUAGCGAGGUGGUGAAGGUCAUUGCUGAAUAUGCUUUCAAGACUUCUCCAUAUCCUCUUAUUCUGUCUCUGGAGAACCACUGCUGUGUGGAGCAGCAGACAAUCAUGGCCCAACAGCUGCGGUCAAUUCUGGGAGACAAACUGCUCACCACACCUAUCAAUGACAAGCUGCUUCAGUGGCUACCAUCACCAGAGGACCUAAAAGGGAAGAUCUUGAUAAAAACAAAGAAGAUCAAAGUGAAGCAGGACAGCUCCAGCUCUGACUCAAGCUCCUCAGACGAUGAAUCUAAAGCUGAAAGCAAACCUAAAGCAGGGAAGGACUGUAAGUUGAGUCCAGAGCUGUCUGAUCUGGUGGUGUACACCCGCAGUGUUGCCUUCAAACAAUUUGAUCCAUCUGCUAAGAAACCUCCCAAUGAGAUGUCCUCUUUCUCUGAGAGUGAUGCAUUAAAACUAAUCAAAGAAUCAGGCAAGUUGUUUGUACGUCACAACAGCUUGCAAUUGAGCAGGAUCUACCCAUCUGGUCAGCGGGUGCAAUCCUCCAACUACAAUCCUCAAGACAUGUGGAAUGCUGGUUGUCAGAUGGUGGCAUUAAACUUUCAAACCCAAUGUGAAGAGAUGGAUAUAAACAGAGGCCGUUUUUUACCAAAUGGCCGCUGUGGCUAUGUGCUAAAACCAAGCUUUAUGUGCCAGCCUGAUUCAGAGUUUAACCCGGAAAACACUGGGGGAGGCCCUGGCCACAACCCAACCCUGCUCACUAUCAAGGUGAUUUCAGCUCAGCAGCUGCCUAAACCUGACAAAGAGAAGCUCAGCUCCAUCGUGGACCCUCUUGUAUGGGUGCAGACUUAUGGGGUUCCAAUAGACAACAACACAAAGAAGACGCACCGCAUUGACAAUAAUGGCUUUAACCCCAGAUGGGACUGCACCUUUAAGUUCCAGCUUCAUGUGCCAGAACUGGUAUUAGUACGUUUUAUGGUUGAGGACCAUGACUACGCCACCAGAAAUGAUUUUCUGGGCCAGUUUACACUUCCUUUCACAAGCAUGCGGACAGGUUACAGACAUGUGCAUCUGCUGAAAGGAGACGGCUCUUACAUGUCUCCCUCCAGUCUCUUCAUCCAUGUUGAAAUCACACCUGGCUACAGCAGCCCUACCAGACAAGCAGGCACACAUAGUACCUGAGAAUAAAGUGUGCAGUUAAAGCUUCUGAAGUCCCCUUAUCUUGGAAUUUGCACCAUCUUUGUGAUCCAAAAUUGCCACCACUUUGUGAGAGUUAUAUGUUAUUAAAAAAUGAUGCAGAAGCAAUUUCACACUGUAAAAAAGGAGUAUAUUUGUCUUGUUUACCAGUAAAAAUAACUAUUUUUUAUCUACAGAGAAACAAAAUAGGGGAAAAAAAAGAUACUUUGCUAUUUUAAAUUUGAUUCUAUAAAAUACUGAGAAGCGGUUUUAUGUGUGCACACUUUGGGUGUGAGCACAAAAUCUGUGGGAAUGAGUAAAAUUAUGCGCAAUACAUGCAUUCCCACGCCGAAAUUCAAGACCUGUAACACAAACAAUAUUCAUCUGGAGCAAAUGAAACAAGUGCGUGAGGGGAGGUGGGUUUGUGUGUCAACUUGCUGUCGGAGAGAAGAGAAAGCGAGAAAGUGCAGCUGGUAUCGUAUUUAUUCUGUGGAAAAUUAGUAUGGGAAGCGUUUCAGAUAUUUCAGUAUUGAUAUGUAUCGAAAAAGCUAUAUUUUUGACAAUACUACUGUAGCAAAUUAGCUCAAAAAGGAAAUAUGAAUAAUUAUAACUCGUUAUAAUUAAUUAUAAAUAUUUGGAUCAGUUAAUCUAAUUAACUUGAUGUAGCUGAAUUAAUAUUACAAUCAAUUAAACUGUUAGUUUGACAAACACUCAGUAUUGAUAAAAGAGGAUAUUUUACUUGGCCACAGAAAAGUAACUCUCAAAGGGGUUCACAACUUAUACAAAACUGCUAUUUAGUUAGUUAAUUGUAUGAUACUUGCAUUGCCUUAGCUGUAGAACGAGCGUCCGGAUAUGCUGUCUCAGAAGAAUGUCUUGAUGGUUUGGUCCAGUGGUGCAAGUUGCAAUCGAUUUUUUCAGUGUUGAAUAAAUAAAUUAGUGAUGUUAGUCUAACUCUGUUACUGUUGAGAAAGUUACAAUAGCCGUAUCUUGAGGCCUGUUGGCGUGGCUGCACCGGCUCUGGGGCCUGGUGAAGUACAUGAACAGCAUUACAUUAUCUAGUGGUUUUGUCAUAAAGCAUGCAUAAAACGGUAUACAGUACAAAAGACACUAUACAAGACAGUAAUGAUCCUACACGUUGGCCAGGUUUCACAGACAAGGCUUAGAUUAAACCAAGAGUAGGCCUUAGUCCAUUUAGGGCAUUUAAGUAGCUUUUAUAAACGUGCCUUAGAAAAAAAACAUUACUGACGUGCAUCUUGAGACAAAACAAUGGCACUGACAUAUUUUAAGAUAUGUCAGUGCAAGUUGCUUUCAGUUAAGAUAGCUCAAACAUGCAUUUUAAUCUGGGACUAGGCUUAAACCUUGUCUGUGAAACCGGCCAACAAUGUCCUAAAGAUAUGCAUGUUCAUUUAUAGAACAGUUUGUCUAUAAAUUAAUGAAGAAAAAUCUGUUU
Molecule: messenger RNA, 3915 nt
Organism: Ctenopharyngodon idella (grass carp)
Lineage: Eukaryota; Metazoa; Chordata; Actinopteri; Cypriniformes; Xenocyprididae
Gene: plcd3b
Product: phospholipase C, delta 3b
Exons: 16
Coding region: 171-2471 (766 amino acids)
Biological process (GO): lipid metabolic process; intracellular signal transduction
Molecular function (GO): calcium ion binding; phosphatidylinositol-4,5-bisphosphate phospholipase C activity
Source: RefSeq, a predicted model, not a curated record